Messenger RNA from Haemorhous mexicanus (house finch), 2449 nucleotides. It is a transcript of the gene PDHX, whose product is annotated as pyruvate dehydrogenase complex component X. Gene Ontology annotation, molecular function: dihydrolipoyllysine-residue acetyltransferase activity. Lineage: Eukaryota; Metazoa; Chordata; Aves; Passeriformes; Fringillidae. The transcript has 11 exons. Gene Ontology annotation, biological process: pyruvate decarboxylation to acetyl-CoA. Gene Ontology annotation, cellular component: pyruvate dehydrogenase complex; mitochondrion. Bases 30 to 1529 code for a protein of 499 amino acids. The record is from RefSeq and is a predicted model, not a curated record.
GCCCUGGCGCGGUCAGGGGGCGGGGGAAGAUGGCGGCGUCCCUGUGGCUGAGCGGCGGCGGGGAGCGGCUGCUGCGGCUGCUGCGGGCCGGGCGCUCGGCGCUGGGCGCGGGGCUCUCCCUGCCCGCCCGGGCAGGAUGGAGGCACCUGCACGGCACCUGGGAGCUGCUGGGUACACCUGGUAUUAAAGUUCUUAUGCCUGCGCUUUCUCCAACAAUGGAAGAAGGAAACAUUGUGAAAUGGUUAAAAAAGGAAGGUGACACAGUGAAUGUUGGAGAUGCAUUGUGUGAAAUUGAAACGGACAAAGCAGUGGUUACCAUGGAAUCAAGUGAUGAUGGCAUAUUGGCUAAAAUACUGGUGGAAGAAGGAAGCAAAAAUGUUCGCUUGGGCUCACUAAUUGGUCUGCUGGUAGAGGAAGGCCAGGACUGGAAGCAAGUUGAAAUACCAGCUGAUGCUGGUAGUCCAGCUUCUGUGGCUCCACCAGCACCUGCACCUGCCUCAGCUCCUGCAGCUCCUUCAGUUUCAGCCCCUCCUAAACUGCAACACCAACCUGGGAAAUUGCAGGUUCGCUUAAGUCCUGCAGCUCGCAACAUUCUGGAGACACACGGACUAGAUCCAAGCAAUGUCACACCUACUGGGCCUCGAGGAAUCUUCACUAAAGAGGAUGCUCUAAAACUUCUGCAAGAGAAGCAGAAAGGUAAACCCAGUGAAUUGAAACCUGUGGUUUCUCCAGCUCCUGCUGCAGUGCCUCCUCCUUCACAAGCAACAGCAGUGACUUCUUAUCCAAGGCCAGCAAUUCCACCAGUUUCCACACCAGGACAACCUGCUGCACCGGGUACAUUCACAGAAAUCCCAGCUAGCAACAUCCGAAGGGUUAUUGCUAAGAGAUUAACAGAGUCUAAAACCACCAUACCUCAUGCAUAUGCUGCUGCUGACUGUGCCAUUGAUGCUGUUUUGAAGUUAAGAAAAGAAUUGGCCAAAGAUGACAUUAAAGUAUCUGUAAAUGAUUUUAUUAUCAAGGCAACAGCAGUUACGCUGAAGCAAAUGCCAGAUGUGAAUGUAACGUGGGAUGGGGAAGCCUGCAGGCGGCUGCAGUCCAUUGACAUCUCCAUUGCCGUGGCAACGGACCGAGGGCUCAUUACGCCAAUCAUAAAAGAUGUUGCUGCCAAGGGAAUAAAGGAAAUUGCUGCCUCUGCAAAGGCUCUAGCAAAGAAGGCCAGAGAUGGAAAGCUGUUACCAGAAGAGUACCAGGGAGGAUCUUUUAGUAUCUCCAAUCUGGGCAUGUUUGGUAUCAGUGAUUUCACAGCAGUCAUAAACCCUCCUCAGGCCUGCAUUCUCGCUGUGGGCCGAGCAAGACCAGAGCUCAAGAUUGUGGAAGAUGAAGAAGGGAAUGAGAAACUUGAGCAGCAUCAGCUCAUGACAGUGACUCUCUCCAGUGAUGGUCGAGUGGUGGAUGAUGAACUGGCUUCAAAGUUUCUGGAGACCUUGAAAGCCAAUAUAGAGAAUCCAAUGCGACUGGCCUUAAAUUAAACUCAGGGAAGAUUGCUUCCUGUUUUGACAACAUAGAUAACUAUUAUAUACUUAGGGUUGUUUUUCUGUAUAGAGGAGUAAAUAGCUGAAGAUGGACUGUUAAAAAUAUUUAAUUUAUGAAUUAAUGUGAAACACUCAUGAUUUUAGUCUUCUGUAACAACCAGUUUUCAUACUGUAAAGCUAAAAGACUUUGAAGUUAACAUACCACAUUUCUUUAAACACAUAGUACCAAUGGCACAUGUUUGCAUAGGAAAGUCAAUCUCAUCUGUAAAAAAAACCUCAAUAAAACUUCAUGAAAUAUAAAAGGGAUUAAUAGAAUAAUUUGGGUUGGAAGGAACUUGUAAAGAUUGUCUAGUCCAGCUUCUACAAUGACCAGGGAUGUCUUCUGAGCCCCACCCACCCUGACCUUGAAUGUUUCCAAAGAUGGGAGAUCUUCUGCCUCUCUGGGCAACCUCUAAUGUCUUUUACCACCCUCACUGUAGAAAUCUUCCUUGUAUCUAGUUUGAAUCUACCUGCUUUCAGUUUAAAGCUAUCACCCCUUCUCCUAUUGCAACAGGCCCUGCUAAAAAUUUGUUCCAGUCUUUCUUAAAAGCCUAUUUUAAGAAUUGAAAAAACCAGAACCUAAUUGUGCAAGCAGUGUUCUCAUAGAGGUCCCAGUAUGAAAGGUCAAAUUUUGCACACUGAAUAGUUGCUGAUUAAUGCUGUUCUUUGCAUGGAUGGAAUGUAGAUGUAAGUAGAAAGUGUUUCAUCAUCAGUGUAAAUUGAAAUGUUACUCGGAGGCUCAAGUGCAGUGGCCUGAACUUUAACAGAAUUAGAUUGGUAUCUUUCUUACAUAUAAAUAUGGAACCACAUAUUGCAUGUAAAUGUUAUGAAAUAACUGUGUUUACAGGACCUCAUGAGAAUAUAAAUUGUCGAUAGAA